Molecule: messenger RNA, 3546 nt
Organism: Gorilla gorilla gorilla (western lowland gorilla)
Lineage: Eukaryota; Metazoa; Chordata; Mammalia; Primates; Hominidae
Gene: LRRC4B
Product: leucine rich repeat containing 4B
Exons: 3
Coding region: 715-2856 (713 amino acids)
Biological process (GO): regulation of presynapse assembly; synaptic membrane adhesion; regulation of postsynaptic density assembly
Cellular component (GO): plasma membrane; postsynaptic density membrane; glutamatergic synapse
Molecular function (GO): signaling receptor binding
Source: RefSeq, a predicted model, not a curated record
UGGGGAGGGAGGGAGCUGAGGCACAGCUUGGCUCUGCACUGCCGUGUGACUAGAAAUUGUAAUCGCGGAGAAAGAGAGAGACGGACAGAGCCGGGGAGAAAGGGACCAAGACAGAUGGACAGACAGACAACCUGACUGAGACGGGCUCAGGGCCGAUGAGAGGGUGACAGGGAUAGAGCAAGAGGGAGGAAUAGAUGGAGGAGAAGGAGAGAAGGGGCCUGGGGGUCCCGAAGGAGGCAAGAUUGUGAGGGGGGAGACUCAGGAGGGGGUUGAGGCCAGAGGAGGUGGACGGGGACCAGAGGCGGAGGGGGAGGACCGAGAGGGGCAGAGAGAGAGGAGAAGGGGUCUGGGGUCGGUGGGUGGAGAGAAAGGAGGCUGCGGUGGGGGGAGAGUCGAGGUAGAGGUGGGAGAGGGGGUGGAAGGAGACCGGAGGAGGCGAGCAGGGAGGGGAGCAGAGAACUGCUGCAGUGGCCAAAGGACAGCCCCCCCCAGGGGUGGGAAGGGCGACAGGCCAGUGGGGGGGGCGCGGGGAGACCCAAGAAGCCCCUGCGCCCCCCCCAGCACGAUCUCGACGGGAAGCCCUGGAGAACUGGGGAGGCAGAGACCCCGGCUGGCCGGAGGCAUGUGGAGGGGGGGGCCUGGGCGCAGGGAGAGGCCCAGCGGAAGCCAAGCCACCAGGCCCCCCAGCGUCCACGCGGAGCAUGAACAUUGAGGAUGGCGCGUGCCCGCGGCUCCCCGUGCCCCCCGCUGCCGCCCGGUAGGAUGUCCUGGCCCCACGGGGCAUUGCUCUUCCUCUGGCUCUUCUCCCCACCCCUGGGGGCCGGUGGAGGUGGAGUGGCCGUGACGUCUGCCGCCGGAGGGGGCUCCCCGCCGGCCACCUCCUGCCCCGUGGCCUGCUCCUGCAGCAACCAGGCCAGCCGGGUGAUCUGCACACGGAGAGACCUGGCCGAGGUCCCAGCCAGCAUCCCGGUCAACACGCGGUACCUGAACCUGCAAGAGAACGGCAUCCAGGUGAUCCGGACGGACACAUUCAAGCACCUGCGGCACCUGGAGAUUCUGCAGCUGAGCAAGAACCUCGUGCGCAAGAUCGAGGUGGGCGCCUUCAACGGGCUGCCCAGCCUCAACACGCUGGAGCUUUUUGACAACCGGCUGACCACGGUGCCCACGCAGGCCUUCGAGUACCUGUCCAAGCUGCGGGAGCUCUGGCUGCGGAACAACCCCAUCGAGAGCAUCCCCUCCUACGCCUUCAACCGCGUGCCCUCGCUGCGGCGCCUGGACCUGGGCGAGCUCAAGCGGCUGGAGUACAUCUCGGAGGCGGCCUUCGAGGGGCUGGUCAACCUGCGCUACCUCAACCUGGGCAUGUGCAACCUCAAGGACAUCCCCAACCUGACGGCCCUGGUGCGCCUGGAGGAGCUGGAGCUGUCGGGCAACCGGCUGGACCUGAUCCGCCCGGGCUCCUUCCAGGGUCUCACCAGCCUGCGCAAGCUGUGGCUCAUGCACGCCCAGGUAGCCACCAUCGAGCGCAACGCCUUCGACGACCUCAAGUCGCUGGAGGAGCUCAACCUGUCCCACAACAACCUGAUGUCGCUGCCCCACGACCUCUUCACGCCCCUGCACCGCCUCGAGCGCGUGCACCUCAACCACAACCCCUGGCAUUGCAACUGCGACGUGCUCUGGCUGAGCUGGUGGCUCAAGGAGACGGUGCCCAGCAACACGACGUGCUGCGCCCGCUGUCAUGCGCCCGCCGGCCUCAAGGGGCGCUACAUUGGGGAGCUGGACCAGUCGCAUUUCACCUGCUAUGCGCCCGUCAUCGUGGAGCCGCCCACGGACCUCAACGUCACCGAGGGCAUGGCUGCCGAGCUCAAAUGCCGCACGGGCACCUCCAUGACCUCCGUCAACUGGCUGACGCCCAACGGCACCCUCAUGACCCACGGCUCCUACCGCGUGCGCAUCUCCGUCCUGCAUGACGGCACGCUUAACUUCACCAAUGUCACCGUGCAGGACACGGGCCAGUAUACGUGCAUGGUGACGAACUCAGCCGGCAACACCACCGCCUCGGCCACGCUCAACGUCUCGGCCGUGGACCCCGUGGCGGCCGGGGGCACCGGCAGCGGCGGGGGCGGCCCUGGGGGCAGUGGUGGUGUUGGAGGGGGCAGUGGCGGCUACACCUACUUCACCACGGUGACCGUGGAGACCCUGGAGACGCAGCCCGGAGAGGAGGCCCUGCAGCCGCGGGGGACGGAGAAGGAACCGCCAGGGCCCACGACGGACGGUGUCUGGGGCGGGGGCCGGCCUGGGGACGCGGCCGGCCCUGCCUCGUCUUCUACCACGGCACCCGCCCCGCGCUCCUCGCGGCCCACAGAGAAGGCGUUCACGGUGCCCAUCACGGAUGUGACGGAGAACGCCCUCAAGGACCUGGACGACGUCAUGAAGACCACCAAAAUCAUCAUCGGCUGCUUCGUGGCCAUCACGUUCAUGGCCGCGGUGAUGCUCGUGGCCUUCUACAAGCUGCGCAAGCAGCACCAGCUCCACAAGCACCACGGGCCCACGCGCACCGUGGAGAUCAUCAACGUGGAGGACGAGCUGCCCGCCGCCUCGGCCGUGUCCGUGGCCGCCGCGGCCGCCGUGGCCAGUGGGGGUGGUGUGGGUGGGGACAGCCACCUGGCCCUGCCCGCCCUGGAGCGAGACCACCUCAACCACCACCACUACGUGGCUGCCGCCUUCAAGGCGCACUACAGCAGCAACCCCAGCGGCGGGGGCUGCGGGGGCAAAGGCCCGCCUGGCCUCAACUCCAUCCACGAACCUCUGCUCUUCAAGAGCGGCUCCAAGGAGAACGUGCAAGAGACGCAGAUCUGAGGCGGCAGGGCCGGGCGGGCGAGGGGCGUGGAGCCCCCCCACCCAGGUCCCAGCCCGGGCGCAGCCUGACCGGGACCCCUCCCUCCUACAGCCCAGCCCACCUUCUGGGACCACGCAGGGAAUUGGGGAGAGGUGGCUUCCAGCCCCAUCUGGGGCUCGGACCCCCAGUGAGGACAGGGUGGGGCUCCAGGAGCGGAGUCUCUGGGAUCCUCGCCUCACCCCCGCCAAUCCCCAGUGACGGGAGGGGACGUGGGACCCAGGAGAAGUGGCCUGAGUUCUCCGCGUUUCCUCCUCGCUCUCCCACCAAGCGUUCCGUUCCCGACUCGCCGCCUUCCAGGGGAGAGAGGAGCUUUCUCCAGGGGUGUCCUUUCCCCUCGGCCCCAAACACCUUCCUUUUACGGUUCAGUUUUUGCAGUUUGACGCCCGUCCCUCCCUCCCACUCCUCCGCCCUCAAAACUGAAGAGAUGGACACGUCGCCAGAGCUCCCGUCCCAGCGCCCGGCUCUGCUCCCGGCCGGCGGUCCCUGUCGUCGGCGCGGGGGGGGGAGCCUCCACCCGCCCCAGCCCCACCUGCCCCACAGACACUUUUGAUACUGAAGGGAGGUUUGCGUCAACGACUACCUGCUCUGUAAUUACUUUAAAAAAAAAACAUGGAAAAAGUAAAAAAAUAUUUUUUUUGGUCAUGAAAGCA